AUGUCACGCCAAAUUACCGUUUUGAUUAUCGGAGCCGGGAACCGGGGAAAGAACUAUGCCAAUUAUGCUUUGUAUUUUCCAGCACGCAUGAAGGUGAUUGGCGUUGCAGACCCUCGGGCCUUUGCGAGACAGGAGCUGCAGGAAGUUCAUCAUAUCGACGAGGGCAACGUAUUUGAUGACUGGAAAGCCGCAGCUGAGAGAGAGAAGUUUGCAGACGCUGUUAUCAUAGCAACGCCUGACAGGCUUCAUAAGGCGCCAGCCGUGGCUUUCGCUCAGAAAGGGUAUCACAUCUUGCUGGAGAAGCCCAUGGCAGUAACACCAGAGGACUGCAAAGAAAUUGUCGUGGCCUGUAAAACCUACCACUGCAUCCUUGCGGUGUGCCACGUCCUGCGAUACCACCCAGUGUCCCAGAAGAUAAAGGAACUGCUGGAUGCCGGGCUGAUUGGAGACAUCUGCCACAUCCAACGUCUGGAGCCUGUUGGCUUCUGGCAUUUUGCGCACUCCUUCGUGCGAGGAAACUGGAGGAACGAAGCCGAGAGUUCCUUUUCCUUGCUGGCCAAAUCCUGCCACGACAUUGAUCUCAUUAAUUUUUGGAUGGGCGGUAAAAGAUGCUUGAAAAUUUCCUCUUUUGGCACCCUCUCCCAUUUCACAAAAGACCACAAGCCCCAAGGAGCCGCCAGUCGUUGUUUGGACUGUCCAGUUGAGCAAAACUGUCCGUAUUCUGCUCAGAAGGUUUACCUGAAGCUGGCAGAGAAGGGUAACUUCCAUUGGCCUGUGUCAGUAGUGUGCAGCAGUGGGAAGUAUGACAUUGAGGCGCUGACCGACGCUUUGCGCCAUGGCCCCUACGGAAGGUGUGUGUACGAGUGUGACAAUGAUGUGGUUACUAACCAGGUUGUAAAUAUGGAGUUUGAAGGAGGAACCACAGCUGCUUUUACAAUGGUCGCAUUUACCGAGCAGAUGUGCGAUCGAAAAACCACCAUCUAUGGAACUAAGGGACAACUCUCCUGCAGAGGGAGCGGGCCGGUGAAAGUUUUCGACUUCCUCCAGAAGAAGAAACUCACCUUCCAGGCGGAAAGGGUCCCCUCCGUCGAGUGUUUAAGCGGCCACAAUGGUGCAGAUUACUACCUGAUGGAGAGCUUUGUUUCGGCGGUCGCUGACAAUAAUCCAUCCCUCAUUCACACAGGACCAGAAGAGACCUUAACCUCACACCUCCUUGUGUUCCAGGCAGAGAGGUCCAGGAAAGAGAACCGGGUGGUGUUUUUAGAAACAUGA
Euleptes europaea (tarantolino) is the source of this 1272-nucleotide messenger RNA. RefSeq lists its product as uncharacterized. Gene Ontology annotation, molecular function: nucleotide binding. NCBI's taxonomy places the organism in Eukaryota, Metazoa, Chordata, Lepidosauria, Squamata, Sphaerodactylidae. Bases 1 to 1272 code for a protein of 423 amino acids. The record is from RefSeq and is a predicted model, not a curated record. The transcript has 13 exons.